CAACACGUUGGUAGUUUAGACACAUCCCCUAAUCUUCGACGGAUUUUAGAGACGAUCCCUGGCGACCAAUUUUCAGGUCGGUGGUAGAUGUGAGGGGUACUAGAAUGACGUCAGUAAAAAGUAGGUUUUUUUUCCCUCUGUGCGGCUUGCAAAAGUCAAACCGUGUUUUAAAAGUUUGAAAAGUUACUUGAUGCGAAUCGUCUUAAGUUCCAAGACAGGUUUGAAGCAAAACGAUCUAUCCCAGAACCUGUCGAGUCAUACAAAGGUGAAACGCUGCAGUUUUCAAAAGCUUAUGCGUCUAUUUCAAGAGUUUGAAUAUGACAAUUGAUGAGCAGAAUAUUCUGACGCAUCUAGAAAUUAAUUAAUUCAAGACAACAUUUUGGAUUGUGUGUUCACCGGAAUUCUACGACAUGGGAGUCCUACUAUUAAGCAUUUGCAAACUGGUGCUGGCAAUAACAACAGGUUUAAGCUUGUGCAAAUAUGCAGAUGCUGACUGGAAUGCGACUAGGGCAUCAGAAACUGGUGCUGUGCUCUGCGACAACCUGGAAGAUGACAACUGCACAGAAGUCACUGAGCAUGCACAAAGAAGAGGGCACUUCUCCAAAUGUCCUAAAGAGUACAAACAUUACUGCAUCAAAGGGAAGUGUCGGUAUGUGGUGGAUGAGCAACAGCCAGCAUGCAUAUGUGAAAAUGGUUAUAUUGGAUCCAGAUGUGAAUUACUGGAUUUUUUCUACCAACGAGGCGACCAAAAGCAGAUUAUUAUUGCCAGCCUGAUUGCAGCAAUGGUGCUCUUGAUAAUUCUUAUAAUAUUCAUUUGCAUAUGUGCACAAAAGAGUGAAGCUUAUUUAACACAUAAAAGAGACAAAGGGACUGAAAAAGACGUGUCGGCGGACGAUGUGCCAUAAGCCAGGGAAAAAGAAGGAAGAAACAGAAAGAUUAAACACUUUUUCCAACGAUAACAAAGAGAGUAUUACUGCCAAUUUGGAAACUUCGGAGACAAACACUGUAUAAUAUGGACAAUCGAAGACACCUGCUGGCAGGGUCCUUAUUGCAGAAUGUAACUCCACAGGACAAUCCAGCUAGCUGUGCUAUUACUUCACCCUCCUGUAUAAUAUAUGCCUUUACCCUUCUUUUAUUAGAGCGCUCCUAACAGUGCCGUUGCUAAGCAUACCAUAACCUCCCCUAUUAAAAAUGGUAAUAUCCCCCCCAAUUAAAGCAGCUCAUCUUUUGAUUCCCCCCCUUUCAUACAGACAUUGAUAAGAGUAAGAUGCACAUUGAUCUACACAGAAACAAGACUGGAUUGGACACUGUUUCUAUACUUGUGUUUUUAUUGGAUAGCAUUUAAAAAACAUCUUCAAAUGACUACUAAUUUGGAAAACCUAGCACUGUACAUGUUUUACUGAAUGUUUGUUUUAAUAGAAAAAACGAAACAAAAUGCUUUAUUUUGCAAAUAUAUUUUAUGUAUGUCUAUAAACGAAAUCCUUUCAAUUUUAACCUGGAAAAGACACUGUACAUAAUAUGAAAGCAGUUGAAACCAUCUCUGUGAAAUAGUUUUAAAGCAGUAAAAUAAUUAAUUCUUGAACAGCAAACAUUCUGUGACGUGUAAACAGUCAAGUUUUUUUUUUCAAAUGAUACAGUAGUAGUUAACAUUUACAAAUAAAACUAAAAAUACAAAAAAAUACAGGGUAUCUGGUCCUAAAAUCACACCUGCAAUGGUUGUUUCACUGAGGUGCUUAUAGCUUUUUGUAGUAUUCCAUUGUGCAGUUAAGGACAGUGUGCAAUUACUCUGUUAAAAACAUAUGUCAAGACUUACCUUGUGAAGCAUUUACACUAGUGCAAAGUUUGUAAAUCAUUAGUCGCAAAACUUCCUGAUCUUAAAGCGACUAUAAAGUAACAAAUAACAAAAACUAUAUUAAAUAAAUGCUAUUAUGCUGUGCUAAAACUGCUAGGACGACUGAUUUCAUUAUUAAAACAGCCAGUAUGUUAAUUAAGAGUUUUACGUACAGUACACUUUAAUUGUUUCUUACUAAUUAUGCAAUAUUAGCAGAUUUUCCUUUUACAAAAAUGUUAGAAACCUUGCUCUGGUGUAAAAACUGCUGUACCGUUUUAUCUGUGUGAACAUAUUGGGGUGUAGGUGUAGGUGUGGGGGGAGGUUGUGCCGUAAUGUGUGUGCAUGAUCUGUUAUGCAACAAAAAGAAGUCAGGUAGAAGUAUGUUUUUAAUGCUGUCACUUAGAUGAAAAUUAAGCUGCUGUUGUAAAGAUUUGGAAGUUGACAAAGUUUGAUGAUUAGAUAAAUACCUUGCUUAUUAAUGUGGUAGAGGCUUAUUCAGCAAGUUUGGGGCAACUAUCAGUCUUUGUAAGUAUGAUGUCCAGUGGCCUCUUACUCCUUAGAUACCACCAGGUUAUGGGCCGAGGAACACAGAUAAUCAUGAACUGGAUUUCAUUCAUAUGCCUAUGGAGAUAAUAAGCUAAUGGUAUUAGAACAGUGAUACAGACUAGUAUUCUAAUUAUAUUAAAUCUUAUUUGGUCAGAAGUUUUUUUACCUGUUUUCUGCUCAGAAUAGUCUAGCCAGGCAUGCUUGCCCAAUACAGCAAGCAGGUAAAAUAACAGUAAAAGCAAUCAACAUGGUAGCUUAAACAACCCAAUUAGUAUCAAUUACCAGUGUAAUACUUAAUCAACUAAUAAUUAUCAUUAGAACACUGGAUUUAUUUAACUCAUCACAAUUUCAUACCUGACUAAUACCAAUUCAGGACUAUUUCCGAUAAACUGUAAUUUCAAGUGAAGAUUUCCAGUGUCCUCAACUAUAGUCUGUCCAAGGGUCCAGAAAUGCCAGUAUUUAUAUUUCUCAAAUCACUUUGUUAACAUACUUUUCCAAAUUCUAUCUAUAUAUCCUGCAGUCAUGGCACCUUACAUGUACAACUGAACCCAGGGGUUUCUGAUAUAGCACGUUGUGCACACAAUAGCUACAAAAUAUAUUUUAGCAGUUGUGAGGACUGUCUUAUAUGUGCACUGGAAAGCCAUAUAUUAAAAAUGUACACAUAGGACCUGGCUGGAACAAAAACUUGGAAUGUAAUGCUCCAGGCCCAUUUGUUUCUGAGCUAUGGCAUCUUUAAGUAGUAGAACUGAAGAUGUUUAAAUAAAAUGGCAAGCAUAUAUGUUAUGUGCACCAAAUUAUUCAGCACUGAAAUAGUACAGAACAGUACACUUCCACAUUGACACGUAAGUUUUAACAGUGCAUGAAAAUGGUGGUGGUUUUUUCAUUAAUUGACAGAUUUUAUUCACCAAGUGGUUCAACACAGGAUGUAUACAAACACGUGCACGUUUAUCCCAUCACAAGGAAAUUGUAUUUGGUUUUCUUUCAGCACUAGCAUUCAUGGGUAAAGCAACACUGGACACUGUACAGAAGAGUAACUCCGCACAGUUACCCACAUUUUCACAUUGCACGAAAAAUGGUGUCUGUUUUGACUUUCAUUGUUGGAAUUUUUUGUGCAAAAACAGGAAGUACAGACCUGCACGCACACAUCAUGUGAAACAUGACAGUAACAUGGCUUUACAGAGUGCAAUAUGUCUAAUAGUUCUUUAUAGAAGGGUAAAUUAAAAAAGGAUGUACUGAAUGUAUUAAAAAAUGUUACAUAAGCUACUUGUGUCUUUCUAGCAGAUUUAGAAUACAAGUUUCUUUUUAAAUGGAAAGUAUAAUGUUCUGCAUCAUGCAUAAACCAGCAUAUUCUAUAUUCACAAUUAUUUCUAGAGAAAAUAUAGUUAAUGUAUUUAAGUGCAUACAUAUAUUGUUUUAACAUUGACAUAUUUCUCACCUAAUAUAUAUUGAAUAUAUUGAUAUAUUAAAUGUAUCAUCGCACACAAAUGGAUGUUAUUUUAAAGAAACACUUUUGUAAAGAAAAGUAUUGCUUGUUUAUAAUUAUGCUUUUAUUUAUGUAUUCUAAAUAUGUGUAAUUCUGACUAAGAUGGUCUUGUGGUUUGAAUAAAAAUAAAACUUAUGAGCAUAAA
Messenger RNA from Acipenser ruthenus (sterlet), 4005 nucleotides. It is a transcript of the gene btc, whose product is annotated as betacellulin, epidermal growth factor family member. Bases 411 to 905 code for a protein of 164 amino acids. The transcript is spliced from 7 exons. Gene Ontology annotation, biological process: positive regulation of mitotic nuclear division; positive regulation of cell population proliferation; epidermal growth factor receptor signaling pathway. Lineage: Eukaryota; Metazoa; Chordata; Actinopteri; Acipenseriformes; Acipenseridae. The record is from RefSeq and is a predicted model, not a curated record.